CGCGAAAUGGCGCUGCUGGAGGGAUCCCACCCUCCCGGACCGAGUCGACAAGGUUUUACCCGAUUCGGAUCCUCUUCACUCUGUGUCGGUGAUCACUACUGUUCGCUCCGCAGAUUCCUUUUCGUGUUCUUCCUCGCAUCAAGAUGGUUGACGCCGCUGUUCACGAGAAAUUGGAAGCUGGCUUCCAGAAGUUGCAGGAUGCCACUGACUGCAAGUCUCUGUUGAAGAAGUUCUUGACUCGUGACGUCUUCGACAAGCUGAAGGAUGUCAAGACCUCCUUCGGAUCCACUCUUCUUGAUGUCGUCCAGUCUGGUGUUGAGAACUUGGACUCUGGAGUCGGUGUCUACGCUCCCGAUGCCGAGUCUUACAGCGCUUUCGCUGACCUUUUCGACCCCAUCAUCUGCGACUACCACACUGGAUUCAAGCCCGGAGAUAAGCACCCUCCUCGUGACUUUGGUGACAUCGAGACUUUGGGCAACUUGGACCCCGAGGGCGCCUUCAUCGUCUCCACCCGCGUCCGUUGCGGCCGCUCCUUGGCCGGCUAUGCCUUCAACCCUUGCUUGACUGAGGCCAACUACAAGGAGAUGGAAGAGAAAGUCGUUGCCAGCUUGUCCUGCUUGGAAGGUGAACUCAAGGGAACUUACUACCCCUUGACUGGUAUGACUAAGGAAGUCCAGCAGCAGCUCAUCGAUGAUCACUUCCUCUUCAAGGAAGGCGAUCGCUUCCUCCAGGCUGCCAACGCUUGCCGAUACUGGCCCACUGGCCGUGGUAUCUACCACAACGUCGACAAGACUUUCUUGAUCUGGUGCAACGAAGAGGAUCACUUGCGCAUCAUCUCCAUGCAGAAGGGUGGUGACUUGAAGGCCGUCUAUGCCCGUUUGGUCAACGCUGUCAACGACAUUGAGAAGAGGAUUCCCUUCUCCCACCACGACCGCUUCGGCUUCUUGACUUUCUGCCCCACCAACUUGGGCACCACCAUCCGUGCUUCCGUCCACAUCCAGCUGCCCAAAUUGGCUGCCGACCGCACUAAGCUCGAGGAGACCGCCGGAAAGUACAACCUCCAGGUCCGCGGAACUGCUGGUGAGCACACUGAGGCCGAGGGUGGUAUCUACGAUAUCUCCAACAAGCGCCGUAUGGGCUUGACCGAAUACCAGGCCGUCAAGGAGAUGUACGAUGGUCUCCAGGAGUUGAUCCGUCUGGAGAAGGAGGCUUCUUAAAUCACCUUCUCUUUCCUAACAGCCCUUCUUAAUAAUAAUAUAUUAUUACAACCAUUAGCCAUGUGUUAAGAUCUGCUUAAAAAAGCGUAUUUGAACUGAUUACUGUAGAUGUGUUGGGCCUCAUUUGCGACAUCGAUUGAAACCGUCAAUUUCUUCUCUCUCUAUUAAAAGUUGUUGUUGUUGUUGUUGUUGUGAUACGGUUUUAAACACACCCCCACGUCAUCGAGUUUUGAAAGUCUUUUUGCAUCUGAAGAAUUCAUCAUUGUGUGUAUAUCCACGAGACGGGGCGGGCUGGAAGGCUCUGCAGGAUCCACUGCUCGAGAUUUCCACUCGAUAGUCGAAAUAGCGCUGGCUUGUAAUCUACUCUCCAUUGUAACGAAUAUUGUUUUUGUGAUAUUUGAUACAAUACCAAGAGUGUGCUAUGAACGGCACAUGUGGAAUUUGGAAGGGAAAAGGCUCAAGAGAUUUCAAACAUGGAGAAAGCCCACGUGUAUCAGUCAUUUGUUCAAAAAAAACGCAAAAAAAAAAAGAAAAUACACAGAAACCAUCCUGUCA
Molecule: messenger RNA, 1772 nt
Organism: Daphnia carinata
Lineage: Eukaryota; Metazoa; Arthropoda; Branchiopoda; Diplostraca; Daphniidae
Gene: Argk1
Product: arginine kinase-like
Exons: 6
Coding region: 144-1217 (357 amino acids)
Biological process (GO): phosphocreatine biosynthetic process
Molecular function (GO): creatine kinase activity
Source: RefSeq, a predicted model, not a curated record